Cladophialophora psammophila CBS 110553 is the source of this 1638-nucleotide messenger RNA. RefSeq lists its product as uncharacterized. NCBI's taxonomy places the organism in Eukaryota, Fungi, Ascomycota, Eurotiomycetes, Chaetothyriales, Herpotrichiellaceae. Bases 1 to 1638 code for a protein of 545 amino acids. The record is from RefSeq and is a predicted model, not a curated record. The transcript is spliced from 3 exons.
AUGGGAAGUAUCCAUCGUGACGACGGCAACAUCCGCCAGAGACCUGCAGGCAUCACUACUGUCUUGUUAGGUGACUACCGCAUCGAGGGUUUUGUUUCGGACUCUGGCGUGGCAGAUUACCUAGGCGUGCCUUAUGCUGAAAUACCGGCUCGCUUUCGACAAGCACGACGGAUUCAAAGCUCUAAGCUUAAAGGCACAUAUGAUGCCACCAGGUAUGGGCCCAUAUGUCCUCAAAAUAUUGACGUACCGCGCAAAUGGCGAGACCACCUCUACCAAGGCAUCGUAUCAUCGGAUGCUUUGCUUGCAUCUGAGUUUGAGUGUUUAAAUUUGAACAUUUAUACCCCCAUCGAGUGCCCAGGACAGCCACUACCUGUUUUUGUAUGGAUUCACGGUGGCGGAUGGGUUGUGGGUGAUGGGGGACCAGAGUACGACGGAAAUUUCCUAGUACAGCACUCCUCGAAGUUGGGGUUGCCUUUCAUCUAUGUCGCUCUCAAUUACCGACUCGGCUAUUUCGGCUUCUCCUAUUCCAAAGAGCUGAGAGCGGAGGCAGUUGCAGCCGGUGAAGUUCCAUUUGCGAAUGUUGGACUCUAUGACCAACGUUUGGCAUUGAUGUGGGUCCAAGAGAACAUUCAUCACUUUGGGGGAGACAGAAGCAACGUAACCAUCGCUGGAGAGUCAGCCGGCGCAUGGUCGGUGUUAGCUCAUUUACGCUCGAAUGCCCCCCUCUUCCGCCGUGCCAUAAUUAUGUCCGCCCCUUCUCUAGCCCCUCAAGGCGUCGAGGGAGCUCAACGCGACUUCGACGGCCUCCUUGCAUUUUCAGGUCUUGAUGCAACUGCGUCAGAUCGUCAGAAAUUGGAUUGGCUGAGAAACCUGAGCGUUAAUGCGCUUCUGAAGGUUUCUCCCUCUUCCCUUAUCUUCCCAACAUGGGAUCCUGAAUGGUUUGGUCACGAGGAUAGUUCAUUACCACUUGACAAAGUCGGCGAUUUCCCGAAUUGGUGUGAAGGUAUCAUUGUUGGCUGGACCAAGGACGAGACUGCGUUGUUUGGGAUGGUGCGCGGCUGGAACCACUGGUCCAUUGAUAUGAUCCAAAAUGCUAUCCGACUCGCCAUACCGGAUAUGAGCCUGGCUGAUGAAGUCCUCACAGCUUACAACAUUACAAACACCCCACAAGACGUCAAAUCUGCUCUGGAGGGACUAAUCCAGUUUACCAGCGAUGGUUCCUUUGGAUCCUUGAUGGGGUCAAUGAGAUCUUACGCUGCCACGCCAAUUAGCAUUUACCGAUUUGACCAAGUCGACCCUUUCGAGCAAAGUCCCUUCCUCGGAUAUGCAUAUCAUGCACUAGACAACGUUUUCAUCUGCCGACUUCCGGCUGUUGCAGGAGCUGAAGCUCCAAUGCAGCUUCGACUAACAGCAGACGCGUAUACCAAGUCAGUGUGUGAAUUCGUCCACGGUAGACAGCCGUGGGUGUCUUCUAGUUCGUCCCAAAAGAUCCAGUCUUUCAACGGCUUCCUGACCGGACUGGUUGAAUGGACAGGGCUCUCCCAGUGGAGUGCCUUAGCCACCACGGCAGACAAGGCAGCCAUGCUCGAGAGGGGCGCACGUGCAUUGAUGUCAAUAAAGGCGGAGCAGCUAUGCUAG